AUAUUGAAAAUGUCAACAAAUCAAUAUCAUUCCAGCAAUGACAUGAUUAUUGUUUAAAGGGAAUUUUACCAAAACCAUUCGCAUGUCUUAUAAAGUCAUCUAUUCAAACUUCGAUGAAAAAAAUCUGCCAAAUGUUUUACCAACUUCCCUUGUAUGUUCCCUUUAACAUUAGAAUCAUUGCAAUAAUUCUUUCAGUGGUUCCAUCAAUUUUUUCAGCAGAUGAUGCACGAUACAUACAGUGUGGUCACCAGUUUCAGUGUGGGGGCAUGAAAAAUAUUAGCUAUCCCUUCUGGGGUGAUCCUCAACCAUACUACUGUGGUCUCCCAGAAUUCAAACUCGAGUGCCAAGGCCAAUUCCCUACAUUAAAGAUCCUGUCACAAACAUUUCGAGUCUUGAUUAUAGAUCACGACAACCAAGUUUUGAGGCUAACCAGAUUGGACUUGUACAACAAUACUUGCCCCUCUGCGUUCAUGAAUACCACAAUUAGUUACCUAUUCAGUUACACACCCAAUUUUGGGAACCUGACUAUGUUCUUUGGAUGUUCGUCUAUCAGUGCAGCAUUAGCCUCCAAUAAGUUCCGUUGUCAUGAGAAUGGCACCUUGGUUGAGAAUGGCUAUUUCACAAUUGGAUCUAUGCCAACUGAUGGAGAUCUUGGAAACUGCACGACCAGUGUUACAGUCCCCGUGCUCCAAACAGCAGUAAAUGCUCUUAGAAAUAACUUAACAUCAAUUGAUCGGGUUCUAAAUGAUGGAUUUGAAAUACACUGGAUCACGGAUGACACAGCAUGCAUAGAGUGUGCAGGAUCUGGUGGGAGAUGUGGAUACAACUCAAGUUAUUUUAAACCUAUAUGUUUCUGUCCCGAUAAAGCUUACUUGAUGAGAUGUCAACUCCCACCAGGAAACCAUGCGAAUCUCAGGGUUCGAAUUUUUAUAGCUGCAUCCGCGUUUGGAGCUGGCAUUCUUUUGGUGAUAUCUAUUCUAUGUGUUUGCUUCAGAAGGAACUACAUUGCAAACAUAUGUGGGCCUUUCAGGAGGAAGAUAGCAAAGAAAUCUGAAAAUUUAGAAAAUAUUCUAGAGAAAUGUGGACCCAUGGCACCAAAGAGAUAUCGCUAUUCAGAUAUAAAGAAAAUGACUGCAUCUUUUAAGGACAAAUUAGGACAGGGAGGCUAUGGUGUUGUGUAUAAAGGGAAGCUGCAGGACGGUUGUCUGGUUGCAGUAAAGGUUCUGAACGAGUCCACGGCAAAUGGAGAAGAAUUUGUAAAUGAAGUUUCCAGCAUUAGCAGGACUUCACAUGUGAAUAUUGUCACACUUCUUGGUUUUUGCUUUGAGGGGUCUAAACGAGCACUCAUAUAUGAGUUCAUGCCCAAUGGAUCUCUUGACAACUACAUAUAUGGAAGGGAAAAGAAAAUUUCACCUAUAGGAAGGGAAAAAAUAUAUCAUAUAGCAAUCGGUAUUGCUCAAGGACUGCAAUAUUUGCAUCAUGGGUGCAACACACGAAUUCUUCAUCUUGAUAUAAAACCUCAAAACUUCCUUCUAGAUCAAGAUUUCUCUCCAAAAAUAUCAGAUUUUGGCCUCGCCAAACUAUGCCUUGGGAAUGAGAGCAAUAUGUCAAGGCUAGGUACUAGAGGAACCGUAGGAUAUAUUGCACCAGAAGUUUUCUCUCGAAACUUUGGUGUUGUGUCCUGCAAGUCAGAUGUAUAUAGCUAUGGCAUGAUGAUUUUAGAAAUGGCUAGUGGGAGAAAAAAUAUUGACACAGAAUUUGGCCAUAGCAGUGAAUCGUAUUUCCCUCAUUGGAUCUACAAUUGUCUUUUGACAGAUCAAGACACAAAAUUGCAAUGUACAGUGGAUAAAGCAGCAGAAGAAAUUGCAAGAAAGAUGAUUUUAGUAGGUUUGUGGUGCAUACAGACAGACCCAGCAAAUCGCCCAUCCAUCGAUAGGAUGCUGGAUAUGUUACAGGGAAGCCAUGAAAUUCUACAGAUUCCACCAAAGCCUUUUCCUUCUUCUCCCAACAGAAAACUACACAGCGCUACCACUCCCAGUAUGCUCAAGUCUUCCACAGAUUGACAGCACUUCUUUUGCGUGUGUACUACUUCUAUUUUCAUUUUAGACCAAGAAGUGAUAGGUCUGUAGAUUUAUUAAGCAUUGUAAAAAUUGGUACUAAAAACUGUACUGUAAGAAGCAAGAGGUGACUAUUAACUUUAUUUUGUUUACCCAGGUGAAAGAAAUGAACAUUUUAUGACAAUAAAUUUUACCAACUUGUACAUAAAUUUAAUAUUGAAUGUCAAUGGCUAGGGAAAUACACAAGAAAUUCAAAAGCUGCUCAUUACUCUCCAAUUUGUUGUCAUCAUUGUCAGUAGAUAAAUAAAAAAAUAAAAA
Messenger RNA from Olea europaea var. sylvestris, 2375 nucleotides. RefSeq names its product LEAF RUST 10 DISEASE-RESISTANCE LOCUS RECEPTOR-LIKE PROTEIN KINASE-like 2.1. Lineage: Eukaryota; Viridiplantae; Streptophyta; Magnoliopsida; Lamiales; Oleaceae. The record is from RefSeq and is a predicted model, not a curated record. The transcript has 3 exons. The coding region runs from base 114 to 2063 and encodes 649 amino acids. Gene Ontology annotation, biological process: protein phosphorylation. Gene Ontology annotation, molecular function: polysaccharide binding; protein kinase activity; ATP binding.